Messenger RNA from Theobroma umbraticum, 2522 nucleotides. It is a transcript of the gene EXO70F1, whose product is annotated as exocyst subunit exo70 family protein F1. Gene Ontology annotation, cellular component: exocyst. The record is from RefSeq and is a predicted model, not a curated record. NCBI's taxonomy places the organism in Eukaryota, Viridiplantae, Streptophyta, Magnoliopsida, Malvales, Malvaceae. Gene Ontology annotation, biological process: exocytosis. Gene Ontology annotation, molecular function: phosphatidylinositol-4,5-bisphosphate binding.
ACCGUAGAGAUAACAACUGUAGAGAAAUCCCCCAUUUCCCCAAACCCUUUGCCCUUGCUCGUCCUGCGGUUGUAUUCUGGAGCACGAUAAGAAUUCCGCUGACGUUACAUCUCCUCUCCCAAACCAGCCGGCCACACCAAAUUCUUUCCAAAUUUUCAGUUUCAGUUCUGACAACAGGAAAGUAGGAAGCCGAGGGAACAAAAAAAAAAAAAAGAAGGAAAUCCUCACCGAAGCAAUACACAAAAAAUGGCCGUUUCCACUUUACCUCAACUCUGAAGUGUAGCCGGCUCUCUCAAUCCCCAAAUCGUUUCUCAAAAAAGGGAUAAAGAAAACCGGAGAACGGAGUCCCGUAGAGGACUAAAAGCAUCGACCAUGGCCACGACUACGACGAGCCUUGGCACGGGAGGCGAGGACCGGGUCAUGGCGACGGCUCAGCAGAUCGUGAAGAGUCUCAACACUCCAAAAGAGGUUCGUGAAGACAUGCUCUUGAUUUUCUCGAGCUUCGACAACCGUUUGUCCAACAUCUCCGAUUUAAUCAACGACGACUCCAAGAAAACUGGCGUCCGCUUCGACGCCGCCGAGAAAGUUAUCCUUCGGUGGGACUCUUCCUCCUCCAACCCUGACGCUUCCCGCCACUCUCUCCCUUGGGAAGACUCUCCCGAUGAAGCCACCGAGUACCUCUCGGCUGUUGACGAAAUCCUUCAAUUGGUUGUAGAUAUGUCGAUUCGGUCCAAUAACGAAAUCAUGGACCGGGCUGAGACCGCUAUUCAGAUGGCCAUGUCGAGACUGGAAGAUGAGUUUCGACUUAUUCUGAUUAGGAAUACCGUCCCGCUUGAUUCCGAUAGGCUUUACGGUUCGAUCCGGAGGGUUUCCCUUUCUUUCGCCGCGAAUGAAGGGGAAAUUGAUGAGGAAUUCGAGAGUUUUGGAGAGGUCGAUAGCGAAAGAGGGUGCUUUCACGAGCGAGGAGCGAGUUUGGGAGAUGAUUUGUGUGUGGAUUUGAUAAAUGCUGAUGCUGUUGUGGAGUUGAAAGAAAUUGCAGACCGGAUGAUCCGGUCCGGGUAUGAAAAAGAGUGUGUUCAAGGUUAUAGUAGUGUUAGGCGUGAUGCUUUGGAUGAGUGUCUGGUGAUUCUCGGAGUUGAGAAGUUGAGUAUUGAGGAAGUUCAGAAGAUUGAGUGGAGAGCUUUGGAUGAAAAGAUGAAGAAGUGGAUUCAGGCUGUUAAGAUUACUGCUAGGGUUCUUCUGAAUGGGGAAAAAAGGCUUUGUGAUCAAAUUUUUAAUGGGUCCGAUUCAAUUAAAGAGAUUUGUUUUAAUGAGACAGCUAAAGGGUAUAUAAUGCAGUUGCUGAAUUUUGGGGAAGCUGUGGCGAUUGGGAAAAGAUCAUCUGAGAAGCUGUUUAGGAUUUUGGAUAUGUAUGAUGUGCUGGCAGAUGCAUUGCCGGAUUUUGAGAUGAUGAUAAUAGAUGAAUUUGUGUGUAGUGAGGCCAAGGGAGUGCUGGCUGGAUUAGGGGAUGCAGCGAAAGGGACUUUUGUGGAGUUUGAGAAUGCUGUGAAGAAUGAGGCUUCAAAGAAACCUAUGCAGAAAGGGGAGAUUCAUCCUCUUACACGUUAUGUGAUGAAUUAUGUGAAACUGCUUGUGGAUUAUUGUGAGACUUUGAACUCGUUAUUAGAGAGUGAUGAGGAUGAAGCAGAUGGAUUGCGGAAUGAAGAUAGUGAGUUGGACACUAUGACUCCAUUCGCUAAACGGUUGUUGUUGUUGAUAUCCUCUUUGGAAUCCAAUCUUGAGGAGAAAUCGAAACUUUAUGAGGAUGGUGCAUUACAUUGUACAUUUUUGAUGAAUAAUAUUUUGUAUAUAGUGCAGAAGGUGAAGGAUUCUGAGCUAGGAAAGCUUUUGGGAGACAAUUGGGUUCGUAAGCGGCGGGGUCAGAUACGCCAGCAUGCUACAAGUUAUCUUAGGGCUUGUUGGACCAAAGCUCUCAACUGUUUGAAGGAUGAAGGAGUUGGUGGUAGCUCUAAUAAUGCUUCCAAGGUAGCCUUGAAGGAAAGAUUUAAGAGCUUCAAUGCAUGUUUUGAAGAAAUAUACAGGAUUCAGACAGCUUGGAAGGUCCCAGAUCCUCAACUUCGUGAAGAACUUCGAAUUUCUAUAUCAGAAAAAGUAAUUCCUGCUUACCGCUCCUUCAUGGGGAGGUUUGGGAGUCAGCUGGAGAGUGGAAGGCAUGCUGGAAAAUACAUUAAGUAUACACCAGAGGAUUUAGAAAAUUAUCUAUUGGAUUUGUUUGAAGGAUCACCUCUUGUUCUUCACCAUAUGAGAAGAAAGGGUACAUAAGAUACAGGACUCUUGGUACAGGUAUGGACCUUGCGCUCAUGAAGGAUUAGCUGGAGCAAGAGUUCACCUAUUUAUGUAUCUGAUGACAUGUUUUUUAUUCUGUCUGUUUGAUGUUAUAAACACAGGUUUUUGUGAAAGUUAACUGUCAUCCCUUUAUAUACUGUAUCUUGUACAUGGUUUAUAGUCUAUAGUUUCUUUUA